AUGCCUGAGUCGAACACGACCCCGGACCAGGUCUCCAUUGACGACCUGACCCCCGAGGAGGCCAACCGUAUCAUCCACUCUCAUCGCAAGGUCCGCUAUGGCACAGCAUGUUGGCCUUGCCGCCAGCGCAAGGUGAAAUGCGACAACAAGCAACCAUGCGAGAACUGCGUCAAGCGCGAGCAUCCACAACUGUGCUCCUACAAACCUAACCGUACCGCCUCUCACGGAACCAAACCCGCUGCCUCCGUCACCACCGAGACGGGCAGCAACGCGGGCGGAAACACCACUACCACCGUAGCCAACAAUCGCAAAAGGCCUCACUCGCCCGAGGGCUCCGCUGCCGACGUCGCCGCCGGCGCUCCUCCAGCCAAGGUGGAGGCCGGAGCCGCGACCUGGCCUCGUACGGCCAUUGCGCCCCGUGCGGGCGGAGCAGUCGCGGCAAGCGUGGACGAGACCGAAGCCCCCGAGGCCGUCACGCGCUACCUUGGCCAGAACAGCAUCCCGUCUCUCCUGCGAGAGCAGUCGGCCGCCAACGAGCUGCAGGAGGGCGUCGACAUCCGUCAGGACAUGAGAUCCAUCCUGGGCCUCGACACGUCGGCGCCCUUCCCGCUCAUGUCUUCAAAACACCUCGACAGCCUAACGCGAGAGAUCUCGGCCGAGCUGCCAUCGGAUCGAGAGGUGAUGAAGUUAUUCCGCACAUACAAGGAAACACCACAACAGUUUUGGGGCUUCGUUGUCGACAUUGACGACCUCGAGUCCAAGCUCAUGGUCUACCUCGAAGACAGGGCGCGCAACGCGAGCAACGCAACGAGAACGCCCAAGCCGGUAUCGGCAUCAUGGCUGGCCAUACUCUUUGCGCUCCUCGCCGUGGGUUCGCAGUACCACGACUCCCCUUAUCACAUCCGCACACGAGACUCGCAAAAAUACAUACAAAUUUCGUUCCACUUCCUGAGGCUAGGGAAUUUCCUGCUACGACCCACAUUCGACUCCAUUCAAGCUCUGCUACUAACCAGUUUUGUUCUGCUCAAUGACAUGAAGGCAGAGGCGUCGUGGGCUUUGCUGGGUCUGACAUGUCGUCUUGCACAAUCCCUUGGUCUUCACCGGCCAAAUCCCUCGGAUGGAAGAGAUAGCGCUCGUAAUGAUGGACAGUCGAAGGAGAUGAUUCGCCGCAAGCUGUGGUGGACAUGCGUAUGGCACGAUACCCUCACAUCAUUGUCCUUUGACCGCCCGCCAAUGACAAACAUCCCCUGCUGCCCUAUCCCGACGGUCCAACAUACGAUGGCCGGCGAAUACGGAUACCUCGAUACGAUGUACCACCUCUGCGAGAUCAUCUCUCGACGCCUGAACCCUGACGUCGCCACCGCCGUAUCCUACGAGCAAAUGGUUGAAAACUGCGAAGCCGUCGAGAACCUCCGCAACAUGGUCGCCCCGAACAUCCGCAUCAAGGAGCAGUGCAAGACGGCCAUCGACCGCCUGCAGCACUACGCCGUCCGCCUGCAUACCUCCUUCGUCAUCUCCGUCUGCUGCAGACCAGCGUUGCGGAGGGACUGCACCAAGCUCACGUCCGAGCAGAAGCGCCACCUGUCCGACAAGUGCCAACAUAACCUCGCCGAGACGGUGCGCAUGUUCCUCGCCAUGCACCAGCUCUCCGUCAUCCCCACCCGCAGCUGGGCCUUCACCUACCACGGCCUCUCGUCGGCGCUCCUCCUCGGCAUCCUCGGCGAGACCAAGAACAGCCCCGAGGUGCGACAGUUGCAGGGCGACCUCAUCGCGGCGCUGUCUGCGACGGCCGCGAAGGAGGCCACCUCACCGGCGGAGCACAUCCCUAAGACGGACAAGGACAUUGAGCUGUCUGGCCCGUUGUGGAGGGCCCUGACUGCGCUGCGGAACAUCUACGAGCACGGCACAAUCAUGGGCACGUCGCAGAAGAAGGACUCGGACUCGAGCGGGACGGGGAGCGGAGCCAGGACGCCGCUACCGCCGAUGCUGAUGGGCCCGAUGGGGGCCAACGGAAAUGGGAACGGCGGUGUCAACAAGGCUUUCGGCAUGGAUCCCCACCAAGACGCCGCGCUGGCCAUGGCGGAGAUGCAGAAUGGCACUACCAUGGCGGAGUACAACCCCAACAUGACUUAUCCUCCCGUAAUGGAGGGCCUUCCCAAUAUGGACCCAUCGACGUACAUGUCGCCGAUGGACUUGUACGAAUCGAUUUGGUGGGAAUCACCCGACCCUUGGAACUCAGGCGUCGACACCAUGAACUUUGACUUUGUAGCCCAACCACCGCCGGGUCAACCUCAACAACAAUUCUACUUCUAA
Colletotrichum chrysophilum is the source of this 2313-nucleotide messenger RNA. RefSeq lists its product as uncharacterized. Lineage: Eukaryota; Fungi; Ascomycota; Sordariomycetes; Glomerellales; Glomerellaceae. Gene Ontology annotation, biological process: regulation of DNA-templated transcription; DNA-templated transcription. Bases 1 to 2313 code for a protein of 770 amino acids. The transcript has 7 exons. Gene Ontology annotation, molecular function: DNA binding; carboxy-lyase activity; zinc ion binding. The record is from RefSeq and is a predicted model, not a curated record.